This is a messenger RNA of Vitis vinifera (wine grape), 2252 nucleotides long. RefSeq names its product low affinity sulfate transporter 3. Gene Ontology annotation, biological process: transmembrane transport. The coding region runs from base 97 to 2091 and encodes 664 amino acids. Gene Ontology annotation, molecular function: secondary active sulfate transmembrane transporter activity. The record is from RefSeq and is a predicted model, not a curated record. The transcript has 12 exons. NCBI's taxonomy places the organism in Eukaryota, Viridiplantae, Streptophyta, Magnoliopsida, Vitales, Vitaceae. Gene Ontology annotation, cellular component: membrane.
UUCGGGUUGGUUUUGAACUAAGUCAUAUUCCAGGAGGUUGCAGAGUUUACUACAAAAGACCAGCUCUAGGAGCUCUCCCAAACACUUCAGCAUAUCAUGCACUCAUUACAGACAGAGACCCUCUCCAUGCCCAUGGAGCAGCAACAGCAGCUCAACAUUGAAGAUGGUAGCAAGACUCAGAGGGCUGAGUGGGUGCUUAAUUCCCCUGAACCGCCAGGUCUAUGCCAUGAGAUUGUCAGUUCAAUAAAAUCGGCUGUUUUUCCUAAUGGAGGCAAGCACUCUUCAUCCUCCACAAAGCAAACUCGAUCUACAGCCGCAGGUGUUGUUUCAUUCUUGUAUGGUCUAUUCCCAAUUCUUACCUGGGGAAGAAAUUACAAGGCUACAAAGUUCAGAAACGAUUUAAUGGCAGGCUUAACUCUAGCAAGUUUAAGCAUUCCUCAGAGCAUCGGAUAUGCAACUCUGGCGAACCUCGCACCUCAGUAUGGUCUAUACACAAGCGUGGUUCCGCCUCUGGUUUAUGCUUUAAUGGGAAGCUCAAGAGAGAUAGCCAUUGGACCGGUAGCUGUGGUUUCCUUGCUGCUGUCUUCGAUGAUUCAGAAUGUAGUAGAUCCUGUAGCUAAUGCCGUUGCCUACAGAAAGCUCGUCUUGACAGUAACUUUCUUUGCCGGUACCUUCCAAUUCAUAUUUGGAUUGUUCAGGCUGGGUUUUCUGGUGGAUUUUCUCUCACAUGCUGCCAUUGUUGGAUUCAUGGGAGGUGCAGCCAUUGUCAUUGGCCUUCAACAACUGAAGGGGCUACUUGGAAUCAGUCACUUCACCACCAAAACUGAUGUUGUUUCAGUGUUGGAGGCUGUUUUCAGGUCACUUCAUCAUCAAUGGUACCCCCUGAACUUUGUCCUCGGUUGUUCAUUCCUGAUUUUCAUCCUAUUUACCAGGUUUAUUGGUAGAAGGAACAAAAAGCUUUUCUGGUUGCCAGCGAUUGCUCCUCUGAUAUCGGUUGUUUUAUCUACUGCUAUAGUCUUCCUGACAAAGGCAGAUGAGCAUGGUGUUAAGAUAGUAAAGCACAUCAAACGAGGCUUGAACCCGAUUUCUGCUCACGAAUUACAGUUUAGUGGGCAACAUGUGGGACAAGCAGCCAAAAUUGGAUUAGUUUCUGCCAUUGUUGCUCUCACUGAAGCCAUUGCUGUUGGCCGAUCGUUUGCUUCCAUUAGAGGCUACCACCUUGAUGGGAACAAGGAAAUGGUAGCCAUGGGCUUCAUGAAUAUUGCAGGAUCUUUGACCUCUUGCUAUGUAGCAACUGGUUCUUUUUCGAGGACCGCCGUAAAUUUCAGUGCAGGAUGUGAAACAGUGGUAUCAAACAUAGUAAUGGCCAUUGCAGUGUUUUUAUCACUGGAAUUGUUAACUAGGCUAUUGUACUUCACCCCAAUUGCCAUUCUUGCUUCAAUUAUUCUAUCAGCUCUCCCUGGACUGAUUGACAUACCUGAAGCUUACCAUAUCUGGAAGGUAGACAAAAUGGACUUCCUUGCUUGUGCCGGUGCCUUCUUUGGAGUUCUGUUUGUAUCAGUGGAGAUUGGUCUUCUAGCUGCGGUAACAAUCUCAUUUGCAAAGAUAAUACUAAAUUCCAUUAGGCCCAGCGUAGAAGGAUUGGGCAAACUCCCUGGAACAGAUAUCUUCUGUGACAUCAAUCAAUAUCCCAUGGCCAUCAAAACUCCAGGCAUCUUGAUUGUUCGCAUCAACUCCGGAUUGCUUUGCUUUGCUAAUGCCAAUUUCGUAAGAGAAAGAAUAAUGAAGAGGGUGACUGAAAAAGACGAAGAAGGCAAAGAAAACUCAAAGGAAAGAACUCAAGCAGUAAUCCUUGACAUGUCCACUGUCAUGAACAUUGACACUUCGGGAAUCUGUGCGCUACAAGAAGUGUACAAUAAGUUGGUUUCACAUAACAUACAUUUAGCAGUAGCCAAUCCAAGGUGGCAAGUGAUACACAAGUUGAAGUUAGCCAAAGUUGUAGAUAAAAUUGGGAAAGACUGGAUUUUCCUCAGUGUUGGGGAAGCUGUAGAUGCAUGCAGCUCUAAAAUGGUCAAUUUUAGCAGCUGUUGAUGCCUUUAUGUUGCCUCAAUUAUUCCACAGAAUAAGCUGUUUUUGUGAUGUAAUAUAGAUGUAAUGAAGUUCACAACUAUAUUUCAUGACGUUGUGACUCUGGGAUGCCCUUGGGUUGUUGCUACAAGCCUACAAGUAAUUUAACAUCAUAGUUUGCAGAA